Thermothielavioides terrestris NRRL 8126 is the source of this 2967-nucleotide messenger RNA. RefSeq lists its product as uncharacterized. The transcript has 3 exons. Gene Ontology annotation, biological process: negative regulation of transcription by RNA polymerase II; positive regulation of transcription by RNA polymerase II. Gene Ontology annotation, molecular function: RNA polymerase II cis-regulatory region sequence-specific DNA binding; DNA-binding transcription factor activity, RNA polymerase II-specific; zinc ion binding. Lineage: Eukaryota; Fungi; Ascomycota; Sordariomycetes; Sordariales; Chaetomiaceae. The coding region runs from base 1 to 2967 and encodes 988 amino acids. The record is from RefSeq and is a predicted model, not a curated record.
AUGGCAGCGAGCACGACGACGAAUUCCUUCGCGGCGUCAAGUCCGCUGGCUCCCAUGCACCCGACCAUGACUGAGCACGACUUCCGCUUUCCUCGCAGGCCAGCCGACGCCGCCGCGACCGGCAGCCGGAAACCCGACCGAUUCGACCACGGUCGCUCGCCCGUUGCCGGUGCCAAGACAAUGCCGCCGUCAACGACAGCGACCGCAGCGACAGCAGCAGCAGCGACGGCGGCGGCCGCCGCGGCAAGGCCCAGCAGUUUGCGUGCCGCCGAGUUCCAUCACAACCAUCGCCCGCCGCUGACUCAUGGCGGUGCCCACCCGGACUUGCUGCGCGCCGCCGCCUUCCCGCCGUUCCAGCAGAUCGUCGCGCGCGAGACCCAGAACCUGGAGGAGAUGCAGAAGCGUGACCCGCUGGCCAUCCAGGUCUGGCGGUUCUACGCGAAGACCAAGCUGCUCCUCCCGGCCCAGGAGCGCAUGGAGAACCUGACGUGGCGGAUGAUGCACCUCAAAUUGCAUGGCGCCCGAGCGGCCAACGCGCUGAAAGCCAACCGUGCCCCUGGCGUGUCUGCCAAUGCCCCAAGCGGCAUUGCGCAAUUGCGCCAGUCUUCGGAUCAUCCCCCGCUGCCGACGGACCCCAUGAACCUCGACGACUUCAUCAACAACGACAGCGUAGGAACCCCGGCCGGCCUGGCGCUGACCCCGACGCCAGAAACCAUGCGGCGAGCCGAACACAAGUCGGCUCACACCACCCCGUCGGCCAUUCCCAUCAACAGCAAGCCCCGCAAGGAACCCUCCUCGCAGCUUCUGAUCCCCCAGUCGGUGCCCGUUGCCGCCCACCAGAGAGUCCAGGAGGAGUUCGGCUACGUUCCCCGACACCCGCGCAAAACCAGCAUCGAUGAGACCGGCCAACGUGUAAGUAACCGGAAACGCCCGGCCGAUUUCUCCCCACACGUUCCCGCGGUCACUGCCGGCCUUGCCAGCAAUGGGCUCGAAGCCGAUGCGGAUCUUAACGAGUACUCACUCGACCACUUACAUCCGGCCGGCACCAUGUCGCAGCCGCCCAAUCACGCGGGGAUCCCCUUCCCACUCGACACCUUCCGCUUGGACAACGAUCCCAUCAUAACCUCUGCCGGACCCUUCCAGCAGCACUUCUCCUUCUCCCCGGCUAGUUCGCCAUUAGUUACCCACGAUCCGUUCUCCGCGAUGUACAACGGCCCAUCGAUGCCUGCUGGCUCCUUGGGUGCAAACUAUUACUCUCCUCCCGGCUCCGCCUAUCAGUCCGCCGUCUCGACUCCCCACCCCUUGGGCGAUGGCGAUGGCUUUUAUUUUGGAUCCAUGGACGUGCGCCAUGCGCGCCAACAGCCCUACCGGACUGCCCAUCCUGGCAUGGGCAGUGCCCUCGGUCACCAGCUUGCGUACGGGCCCGGCAGCAACAUGAUGUAUCCUAGUGUCGGCGCUGCCUCAGAACCCGCGUCCGCAUUCACUGCACCGAGCUCUUUCGGUCACAUUGACCCUGCCCAAGUCUUCCAGCAGGAGCAGCUCGGCCGUUCUUCUACCGCCAGCCUCGGGAAGGAUCAUAUGUUUUCGUUCGGCGCCGACUCAGAUGACGAGGACGGAGGCGCUUUUGCCGAUCGCAACCUCCCGAUCUCCCAGGACUUUGCUUCUCAAGGCAUGGAGGAUGGUGGGUUUGACAGUUCGUCGCUGCAGUGGGAUCCGUGUCUUCCGGGCAACUUCAGCACGCAGGCGGCCAGAUAUCCUGCCGGUCCUCCUCGGAAGCAGGUGACCAUAGGCGGCACCACGACCGAUUAUGUAGACGCGGCCGGCAACUGGGAAGGAGGGAGCUUGAACAGAUCGCACUCGCAAUCCUUCCGUGUCACGAACGGGCGCAUCGGCAAGGUACCAAGGACGGCGUCUACUCCUGGGUUGGCAAGCCGGGGUAAUCCGUCCGACAGGCUGGCCCAGUCGACUCCGAACUCUCCGCCUGCCGAGCCCAAGGCUGCGUCGGGCCUUUCAUCCGUUAACACCAGUCGACCGUCGUCCCCUCCGCCGGUGUCGAGACACGGAUCAACCACCAAUCUGCAAGGGGUAGGAGCCAAGCAGGGCGACAACAACAACAACAACAGCAAUAACAACAACAACACGAACUCCAGCACACCGACGACAUGUACGAACUGCUUUACUCAGACAACACCAUUGUGGCGCCGGAACCCCGAGGGUCAACCUCUUUGCAACGCCUGCGGCCUCUUCCUCAAGCUGCAUGGAGUGGUCAGGCCUCUGAGCUUGAAGACCGAUGUCAUCAAGAAGCGGAACCGCGGCUCCGGAACGGGCCUCGGUGUUGGCGGCACCAGCACUCGAUCCAGGAAGAACGCCGGUUCCAGCGGCUCGGGAACGGCGACGAAGAAGAAUUCUGCAUUAUCUACAUCCGCCAGCGCUAACCCUCCUCAGACACGAGCGAGCACGCCGCCGGCAGGGCUGAGCAAAGCUGGCGGCGCUACUGGCAGCGGAAGCCCAGCGAGCGGUUCCGCAUCGGCUGGGAAUAACACGACCGGAAGCACGCCAGGAUCCUACCAUGGCAACGCUGGGUCGUCCAGCGGCGUAGUCGGUGGCAAGGGAGUCGUUCCGAUUGCUGCCGCACCGCCAAAGAGUGCACCGGGGCCCGGCGCCGCCUCCCAACCGCGGCCUCCGGCAGUUUCCUCGAAGCGUCAACGACGCCACAGCAAGAGCGUGACAGUAGAGCAGUCCCCGAGCAAUAUGGACAUCGACAGCCCGGAGAGCUCGACGGGAUCCAACGAGGCGGCGGCGACGACGCGGCCGCUGGGUUCUAGCUCCGCGAUUUCCUCCUUGCAGCCAAGCAGCAGCAGUCUCGGCCUCUCCAGCGCCUUUGGUUCCCUGUCUCGACCGCUGGCUGGACCGGGAAGUCAGCAUACGGGCCCGCAAGAGUGGGAGUGGUUGACCAUGAGUCUUUGA